GAGAGGCUGCGGGAGAAGUCGGAGGACACCCGCAUGGACCAGGAGGCGGCCCAGAGGUCGAUCCAGGCGGAGCAGCAGCGGGCCCAGGGUGAGCGCCGUCGGGCCGAGGAGCUGGAGCGGCAGCUGCGGGAGGCGCGCGAGGAGCUCGCCGCGCUGCGGCGGGAGCGGCCGCCGGCGGCCGCGGGAGUGGCCGGGGGUGCCGCGGAGGCCGCCCCGGCGGAGCAGGCGGGCGGGCGGGGGAGCCUGCCGCCCUCGCUGCCGGGCCUCCCGGGGCAUCCAGGCCCGGCCGCUGGCGGCCGCAGCGCCGUCGUGGUCGUGGUCGCCUUGGUCGCCGUGGUCGCCGUGGCCCCCUCGGCGGGCCUCGGCGGCCAGGGCGCGGCUCGCCGCGGCGGAGCGCCCACCGCCGCACCGGCCGCCGCCCCGGCGGCCGUGCCGGCGGCCACGGAGCCCCUCGGCGCGGCGCGGGGGCGCCCGCUGCCGAGGGCUCCAGAGCAGCAGUCCCCGCUGCAGCCGCGCCAGCUGUGUCACGCGCGCUCGGCGGGGAGCCUGCCAGCGGAGGAGGGCCCGCCGCGGGGCCUCGUCCUCGAGAAGGUGUCCCUCUUCGAGGAGAGCGCUGCCGGAGCCAGACGCCCAUGUCGCGCAGCGGCGCCAGCGCGCGGGGCCGCAGCGCCGCGCCCGGGGGCUCGCCCGCGGCGCGCCCGGCCUCGCGGGGCCCCGGGCGCCGCGCUGGACCGCCAGCGGAGGAGUCCGAGUCCUGGUGCUCGCGGGCCGUCGCCGCUGCCCCGACCGCUGCCUACCUGCCGUCCCGGCCGGCGCCGUCGACCGCCCGGGAGGCGCCCGCGCGCGUUGCUGGCCUGAGGCCGCUCUGCCUGCAGGCCCUGCGCUGCGAGGCCGACGACGACGCGGGCGAGGGCCAGCCCUUCAUGGGCAUGUCCCCCAUCCACAAGGAGUCCGGCGCAGAGCGGGCGCUGCCGCCGCUGGCGCAGCUCCCCUCCGGGGCCAUGUCCGUGCCGGCCACGUGGGAUCGCGGCACAGGCGAGGCCACCCCGCCCGGGUUCUCCCCCGCGCCGCGGGAGCACUCGGGGGCCCUGGCGGCGCCGGGCGGGCCCGGCCUCGCCGAGCAGGUCUCGGUGUCCGAGCAGGUCCGGAGGCUGCAGGGGGGCCGCGCCCGGUGAGAGAGGCCGCGCGGUGGCCCCCUCGGCGGCGUCUGGCGCCGCAGGCCUUGGGGCCUCCCAGGCCCAGGGGAGGAGGAG
This is a messenger RNA of Prorocentrum cordatum, 1253 nucleotides long. NCBI's taxonomy places the organism in Eukaryota, Dinophyceae, Prorocentrales, Prorocentraceae. The record is from the annotation of a GenBank genome assembly.